Messenger RNA from Capsella rubella, 1023 nucleotides. Its product is annotated as bifunctional protein FolD 4, chloroplastic. The transcript has 4 exons. Gene Ontology annotation, biological process: tetrahydrofolate interconversion. Gene Ontology annotation, cellular component: cytosol. The record is from RefSeq and is a predicted model, not a curated record. The coding region runs from base 1 to 1023 and encodes 340 amino acids. Lineage: Eukaryota; Viridiplantae; Streptophyta; Magnoliopsida; Brassicales; Brassicaceae. Gene Ontology annotation, molecular function: methylenetetrahydrofolate dehydrogenase (NADP+) activity; methenyltetrahydrofolate cyclohydrolase activity.
AUGGCGUUGAUGAUGUCUACCGAUUGCUCCUCCCUCAUGACGUCGCGUCUCAUCCAUGUGAACAGCCGCAAAGGUGCUUUUUCUCCUUCCACGGUGUAUCGGCCAAACUCUGCCUCUGACCGCAGAGGCUGUACCCUCUCCAUUCGUUCCUCUUCAUCUCCAUCCGCAAUAGUAAUUGAUGGCAAAGCUGUGGCGGCAAAGAUUAGAGAGGAGAUAACAGUCGAAGUUUCAAGAAUGAAGGAAUCAAUCGGUGUGGUUCCUGGUUUAGCGAUAAUCCGUGUAGGGGAUAGAGAGGAAUCCGUAACUGACGUGAGGGACAAGAAGGAAGCUUGUGAAUCCGUUGGAAUGACUUCAUUCGAAGUUGGUCUAGCUGAAGAUUCAUCAGAAGAAGAGGUGUUGAAAUAUGUCUUAGGCUUCAACGAUGAUCCUCGCGUCCAUGGAGUCCUUGUUCAGUUGCCUCGACCAUCGCAUAUGGAUGAAGUGAAGAUACGGAAUGCGGUUAGUAAAGAGAAACUCGUUGAAGGACGAUAUUGUUUUGGAACGCUUGACUUUUAUGUUCCGUGUAUUCCUAAAGCAUGCAUCGAGUUGUUGCACAGAUACAACAUUGAAAUCAAAGGAAAAAUCGUUGUUGUUCUCGAAAGGUGGUCUUCCCUUGAUGGUCUCGCCAUUACUCAAUUACUUGAGAGGGAGGAUGCAACUACAUUGAGCAUGUUCCCCCCGGAGAUGGCGGAAAAAUUCACAAGAGAAGCUGAUAUCAUAAUCUCAGCUCUUGGACAACCAAACAUGGUCAGAGGAAGCUGGAUAAAACCAGGCGCAGUCAUAAUCGAUGCUGGGACCACUCCUGUUGAGGAUCCAAGUGCUCCCCGUGGCUAUCGAUUGGUUGGAGACGUUUGCUAUGAGGAGGCUUGCAAAGUUGCAUCAGCCAUCACUCCUGUUCCUGGUGGUGUAGGAGGACCAAUGGCCAUUGCCAUGCUUUUGUCCAACACUUUAACAUCAGCUAAGAGGAUUCAUAACUUCCAGUGA